Coregonus clupeaformis (lake whitefish) is the source of this 2272-nucleotide messenger RNA. Its product is annotated as adhesion G protein-coupled receptor G3. The record is from RefSeq and is a predicted model, not a curated record. Gene Ontology annotation, biological process: cell surface receptor signaling pathway; adenylate cyclase-activating G protein-coupled receptor signaling pathway. Bases 23 to 2188 code for a protein of 721 amino acids. The transcript has 18 exons. Gene Ontology annotation, molecular function: G protein-coupled receptor activity. Lineage: Eukaryota; Metazoa; Chordata; Actinopteri; Salmoniformes; Salmonidae. Gene Ontology annotation, cellular component: membrane.
AGUGCUAACAACAUUUUCAGCCAUGACUCUCUCAUCAGAUGGAUUAAGGCUAUCAAUGGAAGGGAAACUUUGGGGAUUUUGUUUGACCACAGCCAUUCUGCUCUGUGGCAUUGGCUGCCAAUACAAUUCAAGUGAACAUCGUCAUACAGUACUGAUAGUGGACGAUGACACAUAUUCAGGAGUCAUUAGGAAUGGGAAAGGUUGUGCAUCUCAGACUAACUGUUCAGAUUGGAUAGGGAAUUGUACCUUACAGAAGGAAAUCCUGUGGUUCUGCAUCAUAUCCACUGGAGAGAACACAACAACAUCAGAACAAUGUCAUCCAGGAUUCCCCAACUGUACAUUUGAAGUGAGGAAAGAUGAACAUUCACACAUCAUAACUCUGAGUAAAGAUGUUGUCAACAAGAAAGAGCUCAACUUGUGGUUUCUACUGAGAAAGAACAUCACGUGUAAUCCAUCACAGUUCUAUCAAAAUACCACAGGGUCUGUUCAUUUGACUGUAAUGCCUGCCUGUAUAAAUGGAGGUAAUCAGACUACUCUGGUGAAGCCAGAAACCCUUUGUGGAAAGAAUUCAACCUAUGAUGCAGAUGCUUGCAGAAAUAAGACCCCAGAUACAUUCAUUCUUAAGAUCACUGCGAAGGUACCAAAUAGUUGUCUAACAUGUGACAACCCUGUUAAGAAGCCGGAUACAAACAUAGUUUUACCCGACUUCCAACAGGAAAGCUCAAGUGGGGUCAUAAGUGCUGAUUUGGCAUCUGAGGCUAUGAAAAAUCUCUCCUUUUUGACUGAGCGGAUUGGAAAUUUCAGCACUGCAACCAUUUCAAUGGGCAAGGUUAAAGGAUUCCUUAGUAGACUUCAUAAAGAAGACCCCAAAGAUAUCAACUUUGGCUUUUCCCCUAACAAGAAUCUGAGGAUUGUUGAAGACAGGUAUGCUCUGAAGAAAGAUUUCAAUCAAUCUGUGCGUGUGUCCAAAGAAGCCUAUGACAUGGCACUCAAUAAGAGCGGAACUUUUGUCGGGAUUCUUGUCUUUCCCAGCAUGUCCCAGGAUGAAAAGAAGAGCAUUGUUCUAAAUGGUGAGGUAGUUGGAAUAGACAUGGGAGUCCACAUAGCUAAUCUCUCAGACACCAUUGAUAUUGAGUACAGAAAUAUUGACAAGGUGGGAUUCAAUGUCUUUUGCAAUUCUUGGAAUGGCAAAGGAAAACUACCCAAUUGGACCACAGAUGGAUGUCAAACCUUGGAGAGCAACAAUAGCAUAACGUGCCAAUGCACUCAUUUAUCAUUUUUUGCUAUACUAAUGUCACCUCCACCAAAGAACAUCAGUGCCUCAGAUGUGGCAUCUCUAACCUACAUUAGCUACAUCGGCUGUGGAUUUUCUAUGUUCUUCUUGGGAAUAGCUCUCUUCAAGCAGUUUGUGAUAAGCAAAACCAAAUCUAGCCAAGCCACCAAGAUCCUUGUCAACCUCUUCUUGGCUAUGUUGUUCCUGAACCUGACCUUUCUGACCAACGAGACCAUUGCAGCCAUGGGGAGCUAUGUUGCAUGUGUCAUCAUAGCAGCAGUCAUGCACUACUCCAUGUUGUCCACCUUCACCUGGUUCCUCAUUGAGGCAGUCCACUUGUUCCUGCAGCUGAAGAAACUCAACGCUAACAUCAAACAUUAUAUGCUGAAGGUUUACGUUGUGGGAUGGGUCCUUCCAGCUCUAGUGGUCAUCGUCCUUCUGGGACUGGAAAAAUAUAAAUUAAUGUCCAUAAAAACAGAUGAUGGGAAUUCAGUGAAAAUGUGCUGGAUCACUGACAUCUACAUCCAUUAUGGAGUCAACAUCGGCUAUUACGCCUGGGUGUUUGUCUGGACUUUGACCAUCUUCAUCAUUGUAGUGAGACGGAUCUUUUUCCUGAGGAAGACCAAGGCAGGCGAGGGCCAGAACGACCCAGCGUCCAAGAACACCCUGACCAUCCUGGGGCUGCUCUUCCUGCUGGGCCUCACCUGGGGCUUUGCCUUCUUCAGCUUCGGACCCAUGGUCAUCCCAUCCUACUACAUCUUUAGCAUACUCAACUCCUUCCAAGGCUUCUUCCUGUUCCUCUACUACUACAACACCAACAAGAUUGUUGGUGAUGACAGGAACUCUGUAUUCACCAACCAGAGCACCUCUACUUCUUCAAACAUCUAUGACGUCACUCCCAGUCUCAAUAAGUAGCUUAGAUCGGGGCCGUUGGUGUAUCUUACAACAUUAGGUUUAUAAUUGCAAUACACUGAGCACAACCAAUCAUGACAAAAUCAG